Molecule: messenger RNA, 1059 nt
Organism: Phytomonas sp. EM1
Lineage: Eukaryota; Euglenozoa; Kinetoplastea; Trypanosomatida; Trypanosomatidae
Source: the annotation of a GenBank genome assembly
AUGGCUGAAAAGAUUCUGAACAACAUCCUGGAUGCCGUGGGAAACACUCCCUGCAUCCGCCUCAACCGCAUUCCGCAGAAGUACGGUCUCCGGUGUGAAGUCGUCGCCAAAUGCGAGUUUCUCAACCCUGGUGGCAGCGUGAAGGAUCGUGUGGGGAAGAACAUGGUGCUCACCGCUGAGGCAGAGGGCCGUCUGAAGCCGGGCGCUGUUUUGGUGGAGCCGACGAGUGGGAACACUGGUGUCGCGCUCUCCAUGGCGGCAGCGGUGCGGGGCUAUGAAAUGGUCAUCACCAUGUCGUCGAAGAUGUCGCAUGAGAAGGAGGUGACGAUGAACGCUCUGGGUGCGAAGGUUAUCCGGACACCGGCGUCCUUGCUGUCAGAACACCCCGACAGCCUCUUCGGUGUCGCCAAUCGCCUCGUGGAGGAGAAGGGAUGCAUCAUGCUCGACCAGUACAACAAUCCUGCCAACCCCAAGGCACAUGAACUUACUGCGAUGGAAAUCUACAACCAGUGCGAUGGGAAGAUCGAUAUGGUGGUGUGCUCUACCGGUACAGGGGGUACUAUGACGGGUAUCGCCACGCGACUCAAGGAGCUGCUCCCGAACGUCAUCAUUGUUGGUGCUGACCCCGUGGGGAGCAUUCUCGCCGAUCCCGAACACGAUGAGGUCAGCCCAUAUAUGGUCGAGGGUGUCGGGUAUGAUUUCAUUCCGAAGGUCUGUGAGCGCGACCGUGUGGAUCGCUGGGUUAAGACCGUGGAUAAGGAGAGUUUCGAGCUUGCUUUGGAGCUGAACCGCCUCGAGGGACUGAUGGUGGGCGGCAGCAGUGGAGCCGCGCUUUCGGGCGCGUUGCAAGCUGCGAAGGACCUUCGCGAAGACCAGCGAUGCGUUGUUAUCUUACCAGACACGCUCCGCAACUAUUUGGGGAAAUUUGCCGAUAAUAAUUGGAUGAUUGAGCGCGGUCUCGCGAAGGGUGAAGUGAUCCGACCGACCUACGAGGCGUUGGCAAAGGAGGUUAAGGAGCUGAAGGAGCGGCUCGCCAAAUAUGAAUCCCCGUCGCAGUAA